UCAAAUCCCCGUUAUUUUUAUGUGAAAUUUUUUUUGUAAUAGGAUUUCCCAAAUGUUAACCAUUCCGAACUGCUUUCCUAGAGAAUGUUGGGUUGGCAUCUUGAUCAUAUCGUUACGCUUGAUUAUAUUUCUUGAAUAGUGAAACGGUAUUUCGAAAAAUGUCGAAUUAAUUUUUCGUUUCGAAGAAAUUAUUUUCCAGUUUAAAUUUUCUAUUCGGUUGGUAAUUUUUUUACGCGUUGUCGACCCAUAUUUUCGGUAUCGAAAUUUUCUUAGAAAUUGACCGCUACCGUGCGUAAUUCCGCAUCAAAAAAUAACGACGAGCAACAUGUGAAAAAUAUUUUGGAAUUUCAAUUUAUUCGUCUGCGUGUUUCGUUGAUUGAUAUUGGCAUUGGAAAGUUCAUUGGGCCCUUGAUUUCUUUCAAUUUCUACCGAAGGUUGCUUUAAAAUUUGUUAUGAGUGAUUAUGGAAGUUGGUAUGUUACCGUCGCAAUUUCUCAGCGUUGUUUUGGAAGAAACAGAUAAAAAUAACGCUCAUGCAACGAACUUUUCUAAAAACAAAACAUCAAUUAAGAUAUCGCCGCUAGUUGCUAAAAAUUCAACACUCGUCAAACGAAAAUUAAAUGGGAAAUUUUUGACUACGCCGUUACCCCCGAAAUUUAACGAUGGUCAUAAAGUGACUCCUCCUUUAGCACAUUCCGAUUGUCUGGAGAUUAAGAAAAGGUUACCUCGUACUGUUUUGGAAGAAUGCAUCGUCGAAUUGGCUGAUUCGUCGCAUAAAACCCCAGAUAAAUUGAACGAAUCGAUCAAAGAUGCUGUCAUCAUCCAGCCGAUGUUUCCGAAGAAACCCUCCAAACCGGUGACCGAUAAAAAACUGAAGAAUGGCUCUUACAUGAGAGAUAUAUUCAAUAAAGUCGAAGCGGUAUAUUCGGACGACGACGAACCAUUUUUGAAACCGAGCCCCAAACAGAACGGUCACUCGACUUCUUUACCUUUGGAUCUGGACGGAUCAUCGUCAUUACUCGCAUACGCUUGCGAUCACUGUCCAAACAAGUAUACGAACAAAGGUGCCCUUUGGCAACACAACGUAGCUGCCCAUAGCGUCGAGAAAAGCUGCGAAUGUCAACUCUGCGGCCGGAAAUUCUAUCGGAAUUGUAGUCUAGCUUUGCACAUGAAGUGUCACUCGGAUGAGCAAAAUUGCAGCUGUAAAGUAUGCGGUAAGGAAUUCAAUCGAUUAUCGAUGCUCGAACGACAUGCCAAAUGUCACAACGCCGAACCUGCAGCUGUCGUAGCUGCGGUAUUCAGUUGUAAAAUCUGCGGCAAGAAGUUCGCCGACGAGGAAGCUCUCAAGCACCACGUGUUCACGCAUAACGAAAAAUACACUUGCGAACAAUGUAACGUAACUUUCAAUACGAAACAGCUUCUAGAUUUGCAUUUUCAUAUUACGCACAAACGCAGCGAAACUCCGUUCGCUUGUAAGCUGUGUAAAGCUAGAUUCGCCAAUUUGAGAGAGCUCAACGAGCACGCCGCCUCUCAUACGUACGAAAAGCUGCGUAUAUCGUGUCAUCAUUGCGGCGAAGUGUUCACUCAAAGGUGCACUUACAAGAAACAUUUACAGCUUCAUAUCGGCGAACGGUUGAGUUGUAAUAUUUGCAGAAUCGAUUUCACUCAAAGGUCUUCCUUACUGAGACAUUAUAAACGGUUACAUCUUCUUAACGAUAUACCUUUAUCGAAUGGAUCCGGUAUUAUGGAAACUCCCGCUUUGACUAUAAUUACGAAAUAGAGCGCCUUUUUCGCCCUCCCCCCCCCUAUUCCCCUUCAUGUCAUUCGAAAUUCUUGCUGCUUUUUUCGAUUCGAUUCGGAUUUUUUUUCUUCGAAUUCCAUUGACGAAAUACAUAUCUGGAAGAGCGAAGUGCCAUCGUCUGAUUUCCAGUCACAUUUUGAGUAAAGGAAGAGAGAGCUGUGACACUCGCCUCCCUCUCCUCUCCCUACUUCGAUUAGUGAACUGAAACAAAAACGAUCGUUUAUGGUAAAUAAAAUCGAAAAAAGUGAGAUCAUUACGUCAUUUUUGAUCGAUUGACGUGGAGCCCUUCCUCCCCUCCCUCUGCUUCCGGUGGUCGUAUUUUUCGCUUCCAAUUAUAAUACGUAUUAUUUAUACUUACACGCGUAAUUGAUACUUCUUAUCAAAUUUCUUCGAAAUUUUUUCAUGCUCGAGUACUCUUUAAAAAAAAAGAAUACGACCGACAUUCCUGGUUUUCGUUUACAUUUUUCUGUAUAUUUUUUUUUCAAAAUAAUCUUUCUGCGUUUUUUCUGAACAACGUCACUGCCUUCGUAUCUUCGCUAUUAUUUUUUUUUCAUUUUAUAAUUUCUAUUUACUCGCGAUGUAUAUUUUUUUCUUACUGACGCGAUUAUUUCGUCAGAGAGGAAGUGAAAUUUGGACGUAAAAAUUGAAAUUGGGGCCGGUAGCAAAGUCAUUAAUAAUUACGCGU
Molecule: messenger RNA, 2485 nt
Organism: Planococcus citri (citrus mealybug)
Lineage: Eukaryota; Metazoa; Arthropoda; Insecta; Hemiptera; Pseudococcidae
Product: zinc finger protein 528-like
Exons: 5
Coding region: 463-1779 (438 amino acids)
Biological process (GO): regulation of transcription by RNA polymerase II
Molecular function (GO): DNA-binding transcription factor activity; RNA polymerase II cis-regulatory region sequence-specific DNA binding
Source: RefSeq, a predicted model, not a curated record